Syngnathus acus (greater pipefish) is the source of this 1215-nucleotide messenger RNA. RefSeq names its product ras-related protein Rab-34-like. Gene Ontology annotation, molecular function: GTPase activity; GTP binding. Lineage: Eukaryota; Metazoa; Chordata; Actinopteri; Syngnathiformes; Syngnathidae. The record is from RefSeq and is a predicted model, not a curated record. The transcript has 10 exons. Bases 206 to 1027 code for a protein of 273 amino acids. Gene Ontology annotation, biological process: phagosome-lysosome fusion; endocytosis.
UGAUUUGAUUGCGAGGGAAGUCUGCUGACUUGAUUUUGUGCCGUCAGCUGCUCCGGUUUAGUUUUCUCCGCAAACAUCACUUUUCAUCUUCUUCCUCAGCGACCGAUAGCUUCAGCCUUCAGUAUUUGAGUAAAGUGACCUGCAGUGCCCACCUGGACACCUGCGUGGACGUGCAGAAGUUUGCAGGUGGAUCCACUGUCACGUCAUGUUGCCUCCACCCAAGAGCGACAGAAUCAUAACACACAUGCCCAAGUGUUUCAGUCCCAAUGCGGCGCUGCAGACCAAAGAGGUUUUCCAUCCUCAGGUGAAGGCCGCAUGUCAGACGCAGAGGGAAGAUACCGUCAGCUUCAAUGUCGCCAAAGUUAUCGUGGUGGGCGACGUCUCGGUCGGGAAAACUUGUCUGGUCAGCAGGUUCUCCAGAGGAGCCUUCAACAAGAACUACAAAGCCACCAUCGGUGUGGAUUUUGACAUGGAACGUUUCCAGGUACUCGGCGUCCCCUUCAGCCUGCAGCUAUGGGACACGGCGGGCCAGGAACGCUUCAAGUGUAUUGCCUCCACAUACUACAGAGGAGCUCAAGCCAUCAUUGUAGUGUUCGACUUGAGCAAAGAAAACUCCUUAGACCACGCCAGGGAGUGGUUGGAGGACGCCAUGAAGGAGAACGACCCAUCCAGUGUUCUUCUCUUCCUCGUGGGCACCAAGAAGGACCUCAGCUCUCCAGAGCAGCUGGCUCAGGUUGAACAGGAAGCCGUCCGAAUGUCGGAGGAGAUCCGGGCAGAGUACUGGGCCGUGUCGGCCAAGUCGGGAGACAGCGUGAGAGACUUUUUCCUCCGCGUGGCCUCUUUGACCUUCGAGGCCAACGUCCUGGCCGAGCUGGAGAAAAGCGCGGCGAGGGACGGGGCCGACGUCAUCAGUGAGUCGCUGGCACGACGGCUUUCUUCUACUCCUGUACUGACGUGGUUUGUCGUCAGAGAUCACGAGCGGCCCGAAGGACAAACGCGGGAGGAAGGCCAACUGCUGUUGACGUGAGAGGACAGAGCGGACGCACAACAGCGAAGAGUUGGGGUUUCAAUAAAAAGUUGUCAAAAGUGUUUCCCACGUGUGGAUUGUUGGCUUUGCGCACGGGUCAUGUGCUGCAGCGUGACUAAUCGGACAUCUCAUGACAGUCAUGACAUCACGCCUCCUUUCUGCCGGGCAAAUAAAGGAAUGAUUGUUUG